Messenger RNA from Nerophis lumbriciformis (worm pipefish), 2883 nucleotides. The record is from RefSeq and is a predicted model, not a curated record. NCBI's taxonomy places the organism in Eukaryota, Metazoa, Chordata, Actinopteri, Syngnathiformes, Syngnathidae.
AUGAGUUACAAAGCAGGAUCCAUGCCUUGUGUCUUAAGGUGCCUGUGCUUCAUGCUUCUUCAUUGGUUUAACGCAGCACAAGAUGAAGACCUGAGGAGUUGUAGGACUGCACCAGGUGAUUUGGUAUUUAUUGUCGAUGGUUCUUGGAGUGUUGAAGAUGUCAACUUUGAAAUAGUGAAGAGAUGGCUAGUGAACAUCACGAAAAACUUCAACAUUGGACACAAAUUUACCCAAAUUGGGGUUGUCCAGUACACUGACGAUCCUAUUUUAGAAAUACCUCUGGGGAAGUAUUCUACGACUAAAGAUCUCACCAGAGCGAUAGAAUCCAUCGAGUACAUGGGAGGAAACACAAGGACAGGCACGGCUAUUGAGUUUGCCACAGACAAACUGUUUGCCCUCUCCGAGCGUGGCCCGAUGGGCGUGUCACGAAUCGCAGUUGUCGUCACCGAUGGGAAGUCUCAAGAUGAGGUUUUGAAGGCAGCAGAGUCCGCAAGGAAGAAAGGAGUCAUUUUGUUUGCCAUUGGUGUAGGGUCAGAGACAGAGGAAGCACAAUUGCGGGCCAUUGCAAAUAAACCAUUUUCUACCUACGUCUUCUCUGUUGAGGACUAUAAAGGUAUUUCCAGGAUCAAACAAAUCAUACGACAAAAACUGUGUGAAGAGACUGUUUGUCCGGUGAGAAUACCAAUCGAUUCCCGAGAUGAGAAAGGAUUUGAUAUCUUAUUCCAUUUAAAUUUUGCCAAAAAAGCCAAAAAGAAAAAAGGAAGUUUUCGUGGUACUAAGGCCUAUGAGGUGACAUCUCGUAUUGACUUCAGUGAAGCGACAAGGUCACUUUUCCCUGACGGCCUACCGCCAUCGUAUGUAUUUGUGGCCACUCUGAGAUACAUGGGAUCGGUGGCAUUGGAGGAGUGGGACUUGUGGAGGAUCCAGACACGUGACGGGGAACCUCAAAUGGCAGUGACCCUGAAUGGACUUGAUAGCACCCUCCAGUUCACUACAACCAGUCACUCACCAAGUGGAAGGCAAACGGUUACAUUUUCACGUCACACUGCAAUGAAACUCUUUGAUGAAAAAUGGCACCAACUCCGACUGCUGGUCACAGAGGAGGACGUCACCCUGUAUGUUGAUGACCUGGAAAUCGAAACACUGUCUUUGGAGCCUCCUGUUGGCAUUUUUAUAAAUGGAAAAACUCAAGUCGGAAAAUAUGUCAGUAAAGAAACAACAGCACCGUUUGAAAUUCAAAAGCUUCGUAUCUACUGUGACCCUGAGCAGAACAACCGUGAGACUGCGUGUGAAAUACCAGGGGUGUGUUCUAACAGUCCAGAUUAUGCUGAAGAAACUGAGGAAUCUUGUGUUUGUCCCCAGGGACCUCCAGGACUUCCAGGCAUGAAAGGUGAACCAGGAAACAAUGGCAAAUCAGGUCAGCCUGGACGUAAUGGUGCUGAUGGUAAGCCUGGCAUACCAGGCAUUAGAGGGAGUCAUGGGUUUCCAGGAACACCAGGAAUAAAGGGUCAACGUGGAGCUGAUGGAUUAAAAGGCGAGCAGGGGAGGCCCGGUGUUUCGGGUCAGAGAGGUGCGCCAGGCUUAACGGGACCACCUGGACAACCUGGAGAGAAGGGACCAGUUGGAUCACCCGGGCGAGCAGGAAUGGUGGGUGAAGCCGGACAAAUGGGUGCGAAAGGAAGUAUUGGACCUCCUGGGCCUCCUGGUUAUCAAGGUUUACCUGGUCAACCUGGGAGAAAUGGAAAGGAUGGAAUUCCUGGGCCACCUGGCCAAAAGGGAGAAAACGGGGCCAGUGGCAUCCCUGGUGUUGAUGGAAGGCCAGGCCGUACAGGUAUGCCAGGUUUACCAGGGCCAGCCGGUCUUAGUGGACAAAAAGGAGAAGCUGGUUUUCCUGGAUCUAGAGGCCCACAAGGAAUGGCUGGAUCACCUGGGGAAAUGGGUCCAACAGGUCCUCCUGGUCUAAACGGAAAUAUCGGGCCAAAGGGCAGUAAAGGGGAAAAUGGAAGUCCAGGUAAACAAGGGACACCAGGUUCCAUGGGCAGACCCGGUGAUCCCGGACUAACAGGUCAACCAGGACACCCAGCGAUGCCCGGCCUAAAGGGAAGCAAGGGGGAAAGAGGACAAGCAGGUGAAAGAGGCGAUAUGGGAAUGAAAGGUGAAAGGGGAGCAGAUGGAAAAUCAGGAAAUCACGGCUCGCCAGGUUUGAGGGGAUUAAAAGGAGAGAAAGGGACGACAGGGGAUCCAGGGCAGAGAGGUCAAGAAGGUCAAAUAGGCCAGGCUGGACCUCCAGGUCCGGCAGGCCAAACAGGACCUCGAGGCCCUCAGGGGGAUACGGGUCUUCCCGGAAAACCUGGCCCGGCGGGAAGAUCGGCAACUGAAAUUUCAGAUUCACACAUUCGACAAGUUUGCAGACAGAUUCUUCAAUCUGAACUACCGUCCAUGUUGCUGAGCCACCAGUCAAGCAACUGUGACAGGUGCCAAAGCCUCCCAGGAGCGCCUGGCGUCCGAGGUCCGACAGGGGCCCAGGGCCUCAGGGGGCCUCCUGGCCUGUCCGGUGCCAGGGGGCAGCCGGGCUACCGUGGUCGGCCAGGUCUGCCCGGUAUUCAUGGGGUAAAAGGAGAACCAGGGAUUAAGGGAGAAAAGGGAAGCCCAGGUCGCACCAUACAUGGGGACCAAGGACCACCUGGGCCUCCAGGUCCUGUAGGUCCUACAGGGUAUGGCAAACCAGGCACUUCAGGUCAGCCUGGACCACCUGGUCUAAACGGAGCAGAGGGUAAAAGCGGUAAUCCCGGUGCACCUGGCCAGCCUGGAUUUUGUGACCCAUCCUUGUGCUAUGGUAGCAUGAUGAGGCGAUCCUACUACAGCAAAGGACCAAACUAUUGA